AUCGGUCGCAUGUGGAUAAAUUAAAGACUGUAGUAAAAAGAGGAAAUGAUUCAAAUUCUGAAAUUAGGCAAGGGAGGUUUUCAUUUGGGAUAUUAGUUUGUGUUUUGCCAAAUAAAAUUUCAGAGUUAGCAAUAGAUAGGGCUAGAAUAUCAGAAU
Messenger RNA from Racocetra persica, 156 nucleotides. NCBI's taxonomy places the organism in Eukaryota, Fungi, Glomeromycota, Glomeromycetes, Diversisporales, Gigasporaceae. The record is from the annotation of a GenBank genome assembly.